This is a messenger RNA of Diversispora eburnea, 127 nucleotides long. Lineage: Eukaryota; Fungi; Glomeromycota; Glomeromycetes; Diversisporales; Diversisporaceae. The record is from the annotation of a GenBank genome assembly.
UGGUAAAUUUGUUUCCAAUAAAUGUAAUAAUUCUGUUAAGGAAAGUGAUUUUUAUGCAUCUUCUGAAGAAAGUGCAUAUUCUGAAGAAAGUGAAUAUGAUUUAGAUGAAUAUUUGGAGCAACGAUGA